AUGGCGACGGCAUCCGUCACAGAUGAGGGCGUUCAGCCUUCGAUGGGUGUCCGCCUCGAGACGGAUUUUGAUGCUUUCUUCGAGAGGGAAGAUGCAGCAGCGCAGCUGCAACACUGGCGCGAGGAGAUUGCAUCGACUGUUCUCGGACUGCCUGCGUCCGAAAUUCAACUGGGACGCAUCAGGCGAGGUUCGCUGGACCUCGAGUUUGUUGUUGAGGGCAUCAGUGCGCAAGAGCUCCAGCAGCGGCUGGACCGUGAGGCAGAUCGACUGCGGGCUUUGUUUCAGGAGCCUGUCCUGGAGGUCCGCGUAGAUGGUUCUUCCGGAGUCGAGCCAGGAGGAGACUCACGUCCUCAUGCCGGGCAGCCUCGGCCUGGGCCGCAAGGCCACGGCGGCCACGGCGGCCACGGCGGCCACGGGUUGGUCCCACCGCUGCGGUCGAGCCCGGGCGCAGGCGGCGAGGGACCUGGAGGUCCAGUGCUUCGUCGGCCCCCCGCAUCGUCACCACGGGAACAGCUGGAGGCGCGGAUCCGCGCUGCAGAAGCUGAAUAUGGCUUCGAUCUUUCCGUGCAAGAACGGCUGGCGCUGGACGCAGGACCUGUGCGCUUGGCGGAGAGGCUUCCUGACACUUCUCCUCCCAAGCUGCACAAUGUCCGUGACCGGGACCUGGACCGUCUCAACCAUCCAACUAAUGCUGAAGGGCCGCGGUUCUUGAUGAGGGACUCUUACUGGGACCAGCGUCAAGGCGAGCGAAUUCGCGAGCAACCCGAAGCAAUGUUUCGGCGCGGACUCUUGAAAGAAGAGUUUCAGGUGUUGCCUUUUCGUGCCAAACCUGUUCCAGUGGGGGUGCUGACCCCACGGAUGCAGGGACGGAGUCGCUCCGCCGAGGGCCCCCGAGGUGUGGCGGUCUUGCGAGAUCGAGAGGAGCCUCCUUUUCGGGCGAGGCCCGUGCCCUGGCGCGUCUCAACACCCAUGUAUGAGCAGCUCUUGCUGGAAGAGAGGGAGGCAAGGCACACGCGAUGCCGAUCGCGCAGCCUGGAGCUUCUGCGCUCCGCUUCCUUACCGCCGCGAAUGGAGGCUCUCCGCCGGCUGGAGCAGGAGCGAGGACAGGGAAGUCGCUCGCCUGGCCGCGAGGGGCCUUGGCAUGGGGAACCCUACAGCGCCCGUCGCUGGCUGGCUUCCGAGGCCCAACAGGCUUCCCGAGACAGCGCUGGCAGAAAACUCGGCUUGGGUCCCGAGUAUGGUUACACCGCCCCAGCAGUGGCAGCAAGAGGCGAUGUCGGAACAGCCGCUUCCAGGGGGAGCCCGCUGCCGCGGUCCGGAGCCGCCCGACAGCGCAGUGCUUCGGCGCCGCGCCGGCCCGAACCACGCAUUACGACGGCAGUGACAGAGGUGCCAGACUUUGCCGCUCGCCACGAACACAUGCAGCAGCAGCUGGAGAGGCGAAAGUAUUUGAAUCGCUACGUGACCCAGCCGGAACCCUUCGUCUUCUUCACGCCUUCACGAAGCGAGACUCGCCAGCCGCCGAUGCCGAAGGAUCCAGGAGAGGAUUGGCGAUACCAUCGGAGAGCAGCUGGCCGGUCGCAGUCCCAAGGCGCAACAGAAGCCAGGGGUCGGCAAGCAGUUCGAGCGACUGGCGCUGACAUCAAGCAGCGAAGCACGCAGAAGGUCUUGAGCAGUCAGCUAGCGACGAUGAGGAGGCUGCAGGAGAAACGCGAGAAAGAGCAACGUGAAAGGGAAGAGCUGGAGCAGGCGCAGGCAGUGGACGAGGAAAUGAAGGAAAGAGUCAAGCAGGCAGUUGGCCCAAUCGAACCGAUGGCAAAGAAGAUCGAGCGCAUGGUGGAUGACAAGCGGCGCGGGCUGCAAAGGGUCCAGAACCAGAAGAGAAAGGACAUCGACAUGAUGCUCCAGCGUGCCAACAACAGACCAUUGCUGAUGCAGCAGGCCGACACUGUCGAAAGGGCUCGACGCAGAGCCCUGUUUCGCGUUCGCAAUGCUCUGAGACAAGCGGGUGUGCGCGAUGUGAACCGCCAUUUCGGGGAGGAGGAGUUGGACGAGUUGGAUCGAGGAGAUGCUGCCGUUGGCAUCAAGGAAGACGAGGAGUACGCUGAUGACUUCUCGUAG
This is a messenger RNA of Symbiodinium sp. CCMP2456, 2121 nucleotides long. The record is from the annotation of a GenBank genome assembly. Lineage: Eukaryota; Dinophyceae; Suessiales; Symbiodiniaceae.